AUGUUUCAAAUGAAAUUUUCCACGAUUUUGUUGUGUACCUUGUUCACAAUCUUUGUCAUAGCUUCGAAAGUUGUAUUCGACAAAAUAUAUCAAACCGCAAGACUUAUUAUUGAUGAAGAGUUUCAUUUUCAACUUGGAGAAGCUUAUUGCAGAUACGAAUUCGACAAGUGGCACCCGAAAAUAACAACAUUUCCAGGCCUCUAUCUAUUCAGUAACUUGUUACUGGGGCCUUUUGAUUUGUGUUCAAGUUAUUGGCUAAGACUGACUUCAUUGGUUUCCUCAUUCGCGAAUUUAAUACUUUUUUAUUGCUUACUAAACCUAAAUAAUGAACAACCCAAGUGGCAAAAUGCCAUUUCAGCAACCAGUUUAUCAUUAUUACCACCGAUGUACUUUUUUGGCCAUCUCUAUUACACAGAUACUGUCUCGCUUACGAUGGUUUCCGUGCUUUUUUUACUGUCACAAAGAAAGCACCACUAUUUUGCGUCGAUCUUUGGAUUAUUUUCCGUUUUGUGCCGACAAACCAACAUAAUAUGGGUUCUGAUGGCUUUCGGGUGCUAUGUCCUAAAAGACGUAAACAACAUUUGCAACAAGUCUAGAAAAACUGACUGCGUUUCUGCAAAGGAAUUGGUCGAGUUGUUAAAACUGGCGAAAGGGAAAAAUCUAUUGAUGACGAUCAAAAAAAUGCCGUUCGUUUUUUGGUUAAACGCCACUUGUUACGGCUCUUUGUUGCUAAUUUUUGCAUUGUUUGUCUACAUGCAUGGAAGUAUAGUUGUGGGUGAUAAAACAGCGCAUGAGGCCACCAUUCAUUUGCCCCAAUUAUUUUAUUUUUCGCUUUUUUGCCUGUUUUUUGCUUGGCCUCACUUCGUUACUGAAAUUACUGGUUUCCUUAAAUUUGUGAAGCGACAUAAAAUUAUCAGUCUGGCUGUUGUGUUAUCAAGUGUGGCUAUAGUGCAUUUCAACACUUUGGUUCAUCCGUAUGUUUUGGCCGACAACAGGCAUUACAUUUUUUACAUUUGGAACCGAUUUUACGGGAGGUAUUUUUGGUUCCGCUAUUGCGUUGUUCCAGUGUAUUUAUUUGCAUGGUUUGUGAUAGUUAGAAAACUGUGGGAUAGACUAGAUGUGACGUUCCUUCUGUUUUUCAUUCCAUGUACAACGGUGGUUUUAGUAACACAGAAACUACUAGAGUUUCGGUAUUUUUUUAUUCCAUAUGUUCUCUUCCGAACGCAUUUGAAAAAUGCUGAUGUUCGGUUCGUGUUAUGCGAGUUCGUAACUUACUGUGUACUUAAUUUUUGCACACUGUAUAUAUUUUUCAACAAGACUAUAGAAUGGGAAAAUUUCGAUUGUCCCCAAAGGCUGAUUUGGUAAGGCGUAUUUAUUUUUGUGGCUGUUAAUUAAAUGUACCAAUAAAUAUGUAUUCUUGUAAUAA
This is a messenger RNA of Tribolium castaneum (red flour beetle), 1426 nucleotides long. It is a transcript of the gene Alg10, whose product is annotated as ALG10 alpha-1,2-glucosyltransferase. Gene Ontology annotation, biological process: dolichol-linked oligosaccharide biosynthetic process; protein N-linked glycosylation. Gene Ontology annotation, molecular function: dolichyl pyrophosphate Glc2Man9GlcNAc2 alpha-1,2-glucosyltransferase activity. The transcript is spliced from 5 exons. The record is from RefSeq and is a predicted model, not a curated record. Bases 1 to 1365 code for a protein of 454 amino acids. Gene Ontology annotation, cellular component: endoplasmic reticulum. NCBI's taxonomy places the organism in Eukaryota, Metazoa, Arthropoda, Insecta, Coleoptera, Tenebrionidae.